AAUUAACUGGCUUUAGUAACAGCCAUGAAUUGUAUCUUCCCUUUCUCUCAGGCUCAUGGCCCUUCUUCUCUCCUCCUCUCUACACCCUCCAACCUCUCCUUUAAACCCCAAACUCAACUCUCUUAGCACUCCACUUCCGAACGCUGUCGUUACCAAGAGACAACUUAUCAUUAAUACAACUACUUCCUUCUCCAUCAUUUUUGGGGUCCAACAAAACCCAGUUCCACAAUGUUUAGCUCAACCUUCUAAUCCUUCCAAACCGUCGGUUUUGAACAUCGCAAACACCAAAGCUUGGUUCCAGUUCUAUGGUGAUGGUUUUGCCAUCAGGGUUCCUCCUGAGUUUGAAGACAUCAUGGAGCCUGAGGAUUUCAAUGCUGGAGCUUCCCUGUAUGGGGACAAGGCAAAGCCGAGGCCUUUUGCGGCACGAUUUGCUUCAACCGAUGGAUCCGAGGUUUUGAGUGUUGUCAUUCGCCCGACCAAUCAACUCAAAAUCACCUUCCUAGAGGCCCAAGAUAUUACAGAUUUAGGUUCCAUAAAGGACGCAGCUAAAAUCUUUGUACCAGGUGGAGCAACACUUUAUAAUGCCAGAACCAUAAAGAUAAAGGAAGAUGAAGGUUUCAAGACUUACUAUUUCUAUGAAUUUGGAAGAGAUGAGCAGCACAUCGCGAUAAUGGCCGCCGUUAAUGGUGGAAAGGCCAUCAUUGCUGGUACAACUGCUCCACAAUCGAAGUGGGAUGAUGAUGGAGUGAAGCUUCGGUCUGCAGCAAUCUCAUUGACAGUUCUGUAGUCCAUGGCAUAAAGGCAGGCUUUACAUCUGCUUUGGCCCUAUGAUCUUCUCAAUGUUAACCUUAUUGCACAUUGGGUUGACGAGACAUCUUGGAAACAAUCACUGGAGAACUUCAUUGGACAUUCCAGAAGUUUACAACAGCAGAAAGUUUUGAUGGAAUAUAAUUAAUCCCUUUUAUUUGUUUAUACAUUUGAUCACCAAUAAGCACAGUUAUGAUGGCUCAAAAGUUAAAUAAGAUUUGUUAAGAACUAAUUGGCAUUUAUUUCAAGUUUUAAAUGAACCACAUAUCUUAAUUUUUGCAGAUUCAUGAAAAAUACCAAAAAAAGAAACAUUCUGGUAAAUUGAAGCUGAAAUAAGGUCAAGAGCAAAGCAUAAGGUGAUCAAUAUUGAAACAAGUCUCUGAAUCUAUGGAAAUCAAUAUCCCGACAUGAUUAUAUUUGUCAGUUUAUUCUAAAUGUCGACUAAUGGAUGCUUGUAUUUCUUCUAGCGUUCGCCCCUUGGUCUCUGCCACCAGCUUUGCGAUGAAUAUGAUCGCUACCCCAGAAAUGCUUGAAAAUAUGAAGAAUAUUCCUGUAAUAGUGUAAUGAUAAAUGGUUUUAGAAUGAUAACUCCUGUGGAAGAAAUUCAUAUAUGUCAUAAUCGUGAUUAAGUUAUUGUUAUA
Molecule: messenger RNA, 1448 nt
Organism: Gossypium raimondii (Peruvian cotton)
Lineage: Eukaryota; Viridiplantae; Streptophyta; Magnoliopsida; Malvales; Malvaceae
Exons: 8
Coding region: 56-787 (243 amino acids)
Cellular component (GO): chloroplast
Source: RefSeq, a predicted model, not a curated record